Molecule: messenger RNA, 2810 nt
Organism: Xenopus laevis (African clawed frog)
Lineage: Eukaryota; Metazoa; Chordata; Amphibia; Anura; Pipidae
Gene: calhm5.S
Product: calcium homeostasis modulator family member 5 S homeolog
Exons: 2
Coding region: 349-1266 (305 amino acids)
Biological process (GO): monoatomic cation transmembrane transport
Cellular component (GO): plasma membrane; membrane
Molecular function (GO): monoatomic cation channel activity
Source: RefSeq, a predicted model, not a curated record
UACUCAUCUUUCUAUUCAGGCCUCUCCUACUCAUAUUCUAGAUUCAAUUCUUAAAAAAACGUGAUCAUUUCAUGAGAUUAUUAUUGUAAUAUAUAUAUAUGAGAUGAUGAUGAGGCAUUUUGAUGUUUAUUAUUCCUUUUCAUAAAGGGAUAAAAUGUUCAGAUUUAAACAAUGUUGCAGACACACAUAAUAAAGAUGUUAUGUUUACCUACAUAGCAUCUGUGGGUAGAAAAGCACAGUUGUUUGCAAUAAAACCUGACAGACUAGUUUUUUUUUCUUGUCUGUUUUUCAUUUUACGCAAGUCUGAAUUCCUGUUAGAAUCCCUCCCAUUUUGUGCACACUGCAAACAUGGACGCUGUUCAGAAUGUCCUGAAGUUUUUCACUGACAAUAAGUCGGCCAUCGGUUAUGGAUUUAUGACUCUUAUGACCAUCGGGGGACAGAGGUUGUUUUCUUUAGUUGCCUUCAAGUGCCCCUGCAGUCACCUAAACUUUAUCUAUGGGUCUGCAUUCUUAUUAGGCCCGGCAAUUAUUUUUUUUAUUAUUGGUUACUUUUUGAACAGUAGGACAUGGAAAUUAUUUACAGGAUGCUGUGUCAACCCAAAGCAAUUGUUACCCAGAAGAAACCCCUGCUACUGUCUUCGUAUUUUUAUUCAGAUCACUCUAAAUGCCUUGAUUCUUCCUGUCAUGUGGAUAUCUGUAGCUCUGCUCAAUGGAACAUUUUAUACCUGUGCUGUGAGUGGGUGGCAGGAUCUGGAGAAUGGGCACUUUUUGUGCAAAAACAAGUCAAAGCACUGCUUCGAUGAGAUAUUUAAGCUGAGCUGUGACAAGGCAUCCAUGCCUCCUGCUGAGUCAGAAGAAAUCUUGGCACUGCUGAAUGCACAGUCUCAGGUCCUUGGCUGGUGCCUCAUACUGAUAUCAGCUGGUAUCUCUCUUUUAUCUACCUGCUAUUUUAACUGCCGGUCUAAAGUAAGCUCACUACAGAUGAAGUUCUGGAGAAUCUACAUUGAAAAGGAAAAAGAGAAAUUUGACGAGUUGGCACUAGAAUAUGCCACCAAGCUGGCUGAGAGGAAUCUAAGAAGCUUCUUUGAGAACAAAGAUCCAGAUCCCUUUGAGAUGCCCAGCAACCAGGCAUGGAAGGAAGUUUCCUCUUUAUAUUCGUUCAACAAAGAAUACCAGUAUUACAGUACUGUUCACAGAUUUGUUGAGCAUGGCAUAAAUGACAAUGUAAAUGGACAUGGAAUGGUUGACUUUGUGGAUGGACAUUAAACUGUGUAACAAUUAUUUCGAACUUCAGCCACAAGAUACAGAAAGCAACCAAUCAACUGUCAACAAGCAUACAAAUAGUGAAAACGUAAUGUACAUUUACAUAAUGUGGCCUUAUGGAUUCAUCAUUUGCUACAAAGGUGUUAGCAGCAAAUAUUUCCAGUUUACGAAAAAUGGAUGAGGAUUUCACUCUAAUCCAAAUCAAGGCAACUCAUUAACAAUCAGACUUAAAGACAUUUAAUGAGACCAAGCCCACCAGCUUUGUUAGGUAACUGCAAAAAAGGGCAGCAGGAUCUUCAGUCUCGUCACAUAAUGUUUCUGACUCCCUGACAGUGAUUGCUCAGCAGGAGCAUGUGCAGAAUCUGGCACUAGCUCCCAUAGUGGAUGCUCCUGGUCAGUGAUCUCAGGCAAGGAGACAGAAACAUUAUGAUAUAACAUGAUACAUAGUCAUAUGUAGCUAAAAUUGAUGUCCAGGAGAAUUAAUUAAUAGACAUUGAUGUGGUUGUAAAAAAGGUUUAGUUCUCCUUUAGGACAAUGCCCAUAUGUUUGUUUAAUAAUAUAAACCAAUAUAGCAUUACCUUGGCAAUAACGUCCACUGUCUCAUUGUAACUUCUGCAUUUUUUUAUUCCAGUGUUUGCCAAAAAGUCUUCUAUUAGUCUAAUUCCAAUGUUGUAUCCCCUUUAAAUUGUAAAAAGUAAAUGUUAAAUAGCAAAAAGAGACUGCAUAGAAGAUUUUCAAACUGAGUAGUGCAAAGCAAUUGCAAAGAAUAACACGUUGAUUCCUUGUCUAGUUACACCUUUUACCAUUUUUCAGUCUUUGUGCACUGGCAGACAGGACCAAGGCUCAUCUGACUAAGAAUGUACUGUACAGGUCCAGAGUCAGACUUUCAUUCAAGUGUACUGAGUGGGUAAUUCAGAAUGUUUGCCCCCCCUGGCACUAAACGACUAAUCUAGGUGGAAAAACAUUUUAAAUCAUCCAGCAUUCCAGUGCCCAUAAAUAUACACAAACUAUGUGCACUUUAAAAACAAGAUAGAUUUCGUCACAGGAUUAUGCUUCAUGUUAUGCUGUUAACUUGUGUAUUAUGAAAACAACAUAUGUAUGUACCCAUGACAGCAUCUCUUUAUUAAUCUGAACCAUAUGUGCCCCUUUCUACUGCUACAAGUUUGUCUGGCUAUAAUAGAACACAACUAAGAAACCUCUCAUAAUCACUAUUCAUUUUAGUGAAUUCCAUAACUUUUAGUUAUAUAUAGCGUUUAGCUGGCCAUACAUGAGAUGCUACACAAACAUAUUUAACUUUUAAGAUGCCACUUUAUAUCAAUUUGUAAAGUUUUAAUUUUGAUACCCACUCAUGGGAAUGUUAGGUUCACUCAACUUGUAUAAAAGUUUGUCAGUGCGAAUAAGGUUGAUUUUAAUUUUUAUAUUGUGUAUUGUACAGUUACAGUAAAAUGAAUGCCAGACAUACAAGCCGAACAAAAGUGUUUUUCCUAUUUAAAAGGCAAAGUAAAACCAGAAAAUAAAAAUUCUCUAUAUGCAUUAAGAUGCAGCAU